Penaeus indicus is the source of this 846-nucleotide messenger RNA. RefSeq lists its product as uncharacterized. The transcript is spliced from 8 exons. Gene Ontology annotation, molecular function: protein serine/threonine phosphatase activity. The annotation marks the transcript as partial. NCBI's taxonomy places the organism in Eukaryota, Metazoa, Arthropoda, Malacostraca, Decapoda, Penaeidae. Gene Ontology annotation, cellular component: nucleus; cytoplasm. The record is from RefSeq and is a predicted model, not a curated record.
AUGAUUCCAUGUUCUAUUCCCCUUAGUGAUGGAGCCUUCCAGAGUCAAGAUUCUGGGAGUUACACCCUUGCACAUCACACAGUCAAAGUGCGGCGGUCUGGUCAGAUAACAGACAUUCACCUUUUGCUGGACAUGGAACGUGCUGGAGAAGUCUGUGACACUGGUUUUGAUGUGGAUGAGAUGGUACCCUGUGACAGUAAUGGUGAGAUGCAGUCAAGCAGCAUGAUUGCUCCUGAAGUGCCCCAGUUACGCCAUAGGUUUUUUGACAGAUACCAGUCUGUUGAAGCCUUCAACCUGCGGUCACUCCCAAAUGAAAUGAUCACAGCUUUGCGAUUCUUUGAGCACGAAAAAAGUGGCAAGCCUUCCUUGAACUGGGGUGAAGUGGACAUGAUGAAGUUAGGCCAGUAUAUAAUCUCAAUGUGUGCUGCCAUCAAGGAUGUGUUCGAAAAUGAGUCACGUCUACUGUGGCUUUCUACACCAUGCUAUAUUUUAGGUGACAUACAUGGCAAUUAUCGGGACCUGGUGUGUUUUGAGAAGGCACUUUGGAGGGUUGGUCCUCAUCUGACUCCAGCCAACUUUUUAUUCCUUGGCGACUAUGUUGAUCGUGGGGAUUAUGGCAUUGAGGUUGUCUCAUAUUUAUUUGCUCAAAAGCUUCAGGCCACUGGAAAGUUCUUCCUCUUGCGUGGCAAUCAUGAGGUUCGCGACAUCCAGAAAAUGUUCACCUUUCAUCAGGAAUGCAUAAGAAAGUUUGGUGAACGUUUAGGAACAAAUGUUUGGAAUGCUGUAAACGAAGUAUUUGACUGUAUGCCAGUUGCUGCUAUUGUCGAUAAAAAGAUAUUUUGCAUC